AUGCAAGUCAAGCUAAACGAGCUGAACCAGCAGCUUGAUAGCCAGGUUAAACCGGAAGACGUACAGCGCAGUCAUAAUCGUCUACCGGAGGUAACCCAGCACCAAAACAUGCUCUAUACCCGGAGGGAAUCGUUCGAGUCACGUGACAGUAGUUUUAAUCCGCAUUUUGGAACGGAAAUCCUACACGAGUCAAUCAACAACAACUACGUCACUGAUUCCGCAUAUGACGUCACAAAACAGAGCCUCACCGACAAUACUUAUUAUCCGGCUGAGAGAAUGGCUCCAUUUCCGGUUACAUCUCCUGUACUGCUGACCACAACUCCACAGUCAGCUUCCUCUGACGCGGCCUCGGAUAGAUCUUGUGAGGAAGAAGAACUGAUCGAUGUUGUCAAUGACUCACUCGGAACGUCUCUAGGAAGUGACUCACUCGGAACGUCUCUGGAAAAUGAUUCCCUUGGAACAUCUCGUUCUACUGAUAUUUCUUGCAAGGAGACGGAUAUGUCCAUGUCUACCCAGAGUUCUCUAUCGGACCAAUCUCCUUCCGCCGGAAGUCUUACAACGUCAUCACCGGAACUCUCUACUGCAGUGACACCAGAAUCUGCACAAACUUCUAAAAUAAAGAAAAGGACAAACUAUUCGCCUAGUCAAGUCCAGGCAUUGGAGAAAGUGUUCCAUGAAAAUCCCUACCCUGACUCGGAACGCAUGGAAGAAAUGUCACGUGACCUUGGUAUCGCUGAAACUAAGAUAAAGGUUUGGUUCCAGAACAAACGAGCUCGAUGGCGCAAGAGGGUGCAAGAUGACAAACGCAUGAUGGCAUACGACCACAGGGCGUUUCCAUCCCCCUUCAUGUCGCCUCUUUCCCCAGUCAUGUCACCAGUCGCCUCCUACGGUUUUCUGCCCGGAAGUCCUAUGCUUGGGUCACCCUCCUCGCCAUCCCAAGUCGUGCCCGGUCCUAUGAUGCCAUUUCCCCGUCCACCUACGUCACCAAGCUCACCUCUAGCCAAUCAGAAACAGCCCUCAGUGAUGACACCGCCUUUCCAACAACGCCCACAGCUGCCUGGAUAUUUUUACUCGUUUCCCUACGGAAUGUACCCGCCUUACUUCUGUGGAUAG
Messenger RNA from Ylistrum balloti, 1113 nucleotides. RefSeq names its product homeobox protein Hox-B4a-like. The coding region runs from base 1 to 1113 and encodes 370 amino acids. Gene Ontology annotation, biological process: regulation of transcription by RNA polymerase II. NCBI's taxonomy places the organism in Eukaryota, Metazoa, Mollusca, Bivalvia, Pectinida, Pectinidae. The record is from RefSeq and is a predicted model, not a curated record. Gene Ontology annotation, molecular function: DNA-binding transcription factor activity, RNA polymerase II-specific; RNA polymerase II transcription regulatory region sequence-specific DNA binding. The transcript has 4 exons.